Ostertagia ostertagi is the source of this 1140-nucleotide messenger RNA. Lineage: Eukaryota; Metazoa; Nematoda; Chromadorea; Rhabditida; Trichostrongylidae. The record is from the annotation of a GenBank genome assembly.
AUGGAGGAGGUUGAAUCCACUCCUAUUGAGGACUUUCGUUUUCCGUGGGAACAUUUGGCCGACUUUUACGCUGUUUUUCAACAGCGAAAUUCAACAGACGAAACUACACUCGAUUACGAUUGCUGUUUGUCUAGAGUUCAUCUAAAAAAAAGAAAGAGAACGUUCGAUGACGCUCAAAGAUGGUUAAACAACACAAGCUUUGAGGAGUAUUGGGAGGACACCGCGUCAUAUUUGGUUUAUCGUUCUUGGUAUGAAGAUUACGGUGGUAUAAUGAACGAAAAUGAUAAGAAUACAUUAGCGAAGCAGAUUGAGGAUUGCAAACCAUUGGCGCUGAUUCCGGCGCACACAGAUGAACAUAUUUCGAAAUACUUUGGACUUACCAAGGGCGUCAACUUUUCUACUUACGAAGAGCUAUUCGACUUACACUCAGAAAAGGUUGUGAAAUUGGCUGAAAAAGAUUUCGAACUUUUUCGCAUUGCGCUCACCAGUCAUCGUUGCAAGACUUUUCUUAGAAAGAUUGAGAAGAUGGGCUUUGUACCUGGCUACAACGAAUCGGACAUAUUCAGCGACAUCUACUAUGAUCUUUACGAUCCUUAUGCGGCAUCCAUGAGCGUUGUCCUCAAUAGAAAAGAGGAGGCUAAGAGUGACGCAAGGCCAGCGGACCAAUCAGAAAGUGUUGAAAAUGAGCGACAAACUUCUAGUGAAGUUGAUUACUGCAAGGCGAAUUUUUCAUUCGCGUUCGAUCCUACGAAGGAUGCUCAUUUAGUUGCCAAGAAUGCCUUUGAAGCCUACAGGGACGAUAAGGAAAUUAUCAAGUAUUGGUAUCAGAGGUAUCGCCUGUUCUCAAAACUGGACAAGGGAAUUCUGAUGGACCGAGAGGGAUGGUUCUCGGUCACACCGGAACGGAUAGCGGAACACAUUGCUGAUCGGAUGGUUCGGCGACCGAAUGUGUUGAUUGUUGACGCUUUCGCCGGUGUAGGUGGAAACAGUAUCCAGUUGGCGAUGAAGGGAGCGUUAGUAAUAGCAAUUGACCUGGAUCCGGUUCGGCUGAAGUGCGCUCGCGAAAAUGCAAAGGUUGACGCAGUAUUCCUCAGUCCUCCAUGGGGUGGACCAAGCUACCUGAAGUUGAAGGAUUAUUGA